Molecule: messenger RNA, 3595 nt
Organism: Brassica napus (rape)
Lineage: Eukaryota; Viridiplantae; Streptophyta; Magnoliopsida; Brassicales; Brassicaceae
Exons: 8
Coding region: 82-1128 (348 amino acids)
Molecular function (GO): S-adenosylmethionine-dependent methyltransferase activity
Source: RefSeq, a predicted model, not a curated record
CAAUAUUUGAUUCACGAGUUUUUCGUGAUUUUAUUUUCCUUUUAAACGGAGCUUCGUGCUCAAUAGGCAGCCUCCUGAAUAAUGCCGAGGACUAUUGUUUCCGGUAGACUUUCACCGGCGGCUCUCCCCAUCGGUUUAUCAGUCUCACGCUUGCUUUCCGUCAAGUACGCCGCUCAGAGACUCCCUGUUUCCGUUCUCAUAUCAGCUCGUGUAUGUUCUUUUGCCGUCGAGACAAAGUCGAGUGUGGAUUAUGUAGUCGAGAAAGAAAAAAAGAAGAUUCUAGCUUGUCCCAUCUGUUAUAACUCCUUAGCAGCAUUGAUCAGUCAACCCCAUGAAUCAGCAGAAUAUCCUGCCUCUGGUACUCACUUACAAUGCAAAUACUGUAAAAAGAGUUACUCAGCUAAUGAGACGCAUCUUGAUUUGACUGUGGCUAGUGGAACCAAGCAAUACACUGAACCACUGCCUCUUUCAAUCGAGUUGUACAGGAAUCCAUUAGUCUCUUUCCUUUACGAGAGAGGUUGGCGUCAGAAUUUCAUGUGGGGUGGUUUUCCAGGACCAGAGAAAGAGUUUGAAAUGGCUGGUGAAUACUUGAAGCAUGUUUUGGGAGGCAAUAUCAUUGACGCCAGUUGUGGAAGCGGCUUGUUCUCGAGAUUAUUUGCUAAGAGUGAGCAUUUUGCUAUGGUAUACGCCCUUGAUUACUCGGAGAAUAUGCUGCGACAGUGCUACGAGUUCUUGAAACAGGAAGCUAACUUAAUUGACAAAAAGAUCGUUGUACUGGCUCGAGCAGAUAUAGCUAGACUCCCUUUUCUUUCUGGUUCAGUUGACGCUGUCCAUGCUGGUGCUGCGUUACAUUGCUGGCCUUCACCAUCUUCAGCUGUUGCUGAGAUAAGCCGUGUUCUUAGACCUGGAGGAGUAUUUGUUGCCACCACGUUCAUCUAUGAUGGCCUUUUCCGUUUUGUCCCGUUCUUGAAGGAGCUUCGCCAGGAAAUAAUGAGAUAUUCAGGUUCUCACAUGUUUCUGAGCGAACGUGAGCUGGAAGAUCUUUGCAAAUCAUGUGGACUCGUUGGUUUCACUUGUGUUAGAAACGGGCUAUUUAUAAUGCUCUCAGCCACAAAACCCACCAGAUAAGCUCACCCUUUUAUGAAGAGCUUUAGUCCUUGAAUGUAUACACAAUCUUUCUGUAGUUGAAAAUUUGGUAUAUAGUUACCAGUUUGCCAUUAUUAACAUUGUAAAGAAGUGACAUAGUACAUUGUAACCUGUGUUUUAAAGCAUUUUGCAAAUUUAUUAUCUACUACUGGCGCUUGUAUAAUUGAUUUUUUUUUCUGAACAUGGGCCUAAUCUACCACUUGCUGGUGUUUGAAACAAGUCUUAUAUUUCAAGUUCCAACGACUGAAAGAGUUUUCAUGAGUAAGCAACGGUCCGUGUUUGGUAAAGACUUGGGAUUGGAGCUAAAAUCCUGAAGUGAAGAAAUUUCCAAAAAGAGUAAGUCUUCUUCUUUUGUUCCUUUUUUCCUUCUAAGGCAAGCAUAUGUUGUAGUCCCAAUGUGCCUUUGGAUCAUGUGCCUUUAUCAUUCUAAUACAUUUUCCACACGAGUCAGUAGUGAUCAAUAGUAUUUUAUUUUACUAUCAAAUAGCAAAAUCAAUUCUUAACAUUUUUUUGUAUAAACUUAAGUAAUACAGUAGAAAGCCAAUUGAUCAACAUGACGACAGCUGAUAAAUUAUGAAUGUUUUACUCAAUAUUUGAGGUUUUUAAUUUUAAAACCUUUCAUCACGAUACAAUCUGAUAUAAAAUGAAUUAUGCAUGUUCACGUCGUUUUAAAUUUGCUUCUCCGAUGCAUGUAUGAGUACGAACUAAUAUCAAAUUCCAGUAUUUCGGAUAUUUAUAAGAAAUGAUCGCCUUUCCGCAUUUUUAAUCUUUAACCCAAAGGCAGCGCGCGUCGUUAUUUUAUUCCGUUCACUAGGUCCACACGCCAUAAAUUCAAUCAUAUUGUUUGCCAUCUUUUACAUUAUUUUUUGACUAUGAUUUGCUAUUUACGGUGUCGGUACAAUUCCAUGAUACGAACAAAACCCAUUGUUUUACAAAUAAAAGUACAUGCCAAUUUUGUUACCAACCAGGCAUUUUUCUUUAACGUAACCUCAAACUAAAUUCAGCCGAUCAAAUAACUGAAUAGUGGCAGUUUUUUCUGCAUGUGUAAAACUUCUAAAAGUGAAAAAAAUUACUUGCCAUACUUUUGCGUUAAACAAGUUACUGCUAAUUUUUUUUUUUUUUAUCAUCCGUCAUCUACAUGUGCACAAAUGAAUUAUACAAUUAAUGAGGUAUAAAUGUAUUAAACAUAUACAGUAUAUAACCGCAAUCAUCAAAUCACUUAUUUUCUUUUGUUUCAUCAUGCCUUUAUUUUAUUUUUUUGACUAAUAUUCAUCAUGCCUUUCUUAGAAACUAUAAUAUACUUAUAAUCGGAAUAAGACGCCCUAGAUGUAUAUCUUAUCAAAUCUGCAAUGAUCACGGGGCUGCAUAUAAAAGAAUUUAUGCACUUUGAGUACAGUAGAGGUUUAUCAAAAGACUUUCCUUACUGUAUAUAUAUUGGUUUGCGUACUUUAUUUUAUAUUUUCCUUUAGGUAUAUUUUACGUAUGGAUCUUUUUGUUUUCGUCUUUAAGGCAUACUCAAAAAUAUGCGACUCAGUGUACAAUAUGGUUGGAUGAGGGAUAAAACUACAACAUGCUUGAAUACCACCAAGAGCCAUAUAUGAUAUAUAUAAUUAUAUUAUACAUUUAUAUGUCGCCAUGCCUACCAAUUGUUGGUACAUAUCGUGGGUCAAUCAGACUAUUCAUUUACCUAACUUCAGUAAUAUAUAACGUUGGGAAAAAGUCAUUUGAUAGAAUCAUAGAACUAGAAGCAUUGAUCAAUCUACAAAAGGUGUCACAAGACACAAUGCAUGAUUAUAUGCACAUAUAUAUCCUAACUUCCGAAUAUCAGUAGCAGAACUGCCGUCUCAAAACAAAACUAUUAGUAAGUAGUCCUAUAAAAUUUAUCCAGCUUUUCGUUAUUUGUGACCAUGUAUUAUAAUGGGGCAUGUUCUUUUUUUUCACAGAAUUUUUAAUUAAAUCGAAAUUUAGACUAGUCGUAAGGUCCAUAUAUCGCCACAGUGAUGUAUAGUAUGCUUGUUCUUAAAGGAAAGAUAUCUUCAAAUUAGAAUGAUUAUUUCGAUUUUUAUAAGUUAUCAUUCGUCAGUUUUUGACUACUUUUUUGGUAUUUGUGUUGAAAUGUUUUGAAAAAGAGAGAAUCUAUUUACGUGGCUUAUUUUUGGCUUAUUAUAACUUUGUUCAUAGCUUUAUAUCCUUCUUCGUUUUUAAGUAGAAAUCUUCUUAGCACGAGUUUUUAUAGUUGUCGGCAAGCAAAAGCACAUUCAUUCCAUGCAUUGUUCCAAAAUUUCAUAUACUGGAAGAGCAAAUUAAACAAAAAUACGCUCAGCAUACAAAUUUGCUGAUACGAUAUCUUGUCUGAAAACAUCUAUCAAUGAUUUAAAUCUGAUCCAGUUUCUAGUCAUAAAUAUAUAGACGAAGCCUCUAUUUGUGCUCUAGCUUCUCUUAACUGUGA